AUGCCUGCGAAUUUGAACGCAAACAUGGACGCGAUCAUGAACGCGAACAAGGACACGAAUCUAGAUGACAACAUGGCCCAGAAUAUGGUCGCGAACAUAGACGCAUACUUGACUGCAAAUAUGGAUGCUAACAUGGACUCGAACAUGGACUCGACCGUUGACGCAAAUCUGGACUCGAAUAUGGACGCAAAUAUGGAUGCACGCGAAUUUGGACGCCAACAUGGACGCGAAUCUGGACGCAAACAUGGACGCCAACCUGCACGCGAAUUUGGACGCGAACAUGGACGCGAAUCUAGAGGGAACACUGGUGCGAACAUGGACGCAAACCUGGACGCGAACAGAGACGCCAACAUGGAUGAGAACAUACACUCAAAGUUAUACUCGAAGAGGGACGCCAAAAUGGACGCUAACAUGAAUGAGAAUAUGGAGGCGAACGUGGACAAAAAUUUGGACGCGAACAUGAAUCUGAACUUGGAGGCAAACCUUAACGCGAUCAUGGACUCAAACAUGGACGCGAAUGUAGCUUGA
Messenger RNA from Symsagittifera roscoffensis, 528 nucleotides. RefSeq names its product ring-infected erythrocyte surface antigen-like. The transcript has 2 exons. Lineage: Eukaryota; Metazoa; Xenacoelomorpha; Acoela; Convolutidae. The coding region runs from base 1 to 528 and encodes 175 amino acids. The record is from RefSeq and is a predicted model, not a curated record.